AUGAUCAGUUUCGGCGCGCUCAGCAAGGGGAUGUGUGGACUGGCGAGUUCCUUGUCAGACGCAGAGACGGCUCGCCUUUCCCCGCCAUGCGACAUCAAGCGCAAGGAGGGCGAGAUCCGCGCGCUCAACGCAGCGCUGGAGGAGCGCAUUGUGGAGCGCACGGAGCAGCUGCAGCGCAACAACCAGGUGCUGCGGCAAGAAAUGGAGGCCUUAUCAACUUUUGACUCGCAAUCCUCGGUAGCUCCCUCUGAUCCCUCGUCGUGCUGCCACCCUCCCAUUCCCAUCUUGUUAUCGCUCUCCGUUCUAUUUUUCCCCUCUCCCCCUCUUCCCCUCUCCCUCUCCACCCCGCAUCCUCUCACCCUCCCAGCUGCCCCACCUACCUGGAGUGUAGCGCGCAUGGGGUAUGAAUGCACCAGCGCUGCCAACAGCCAGGAUGCCAUUCGCGGCCUGCAGGCACACUCGUUCGACAAAGUGCUCAUGGACGUGCAGGUGAACGGUGCAAUGCGAUGA
This is a messenger RNA of Closterium sp. Naga37s-1, 510 nucleotides long. The record is from the annotation of a GenBank genome assembly. NCBI's taxonomy places the organism in Eukaryota, Viridiplantae, Streptophyta, Zygnematophyceae, Desmidiales, Closteriaceae.